GAUCAUAUUACAACUCUUAUUUUCGAUGAUAUAUUGGGGGUGCCAUCAUAAAGAAGGAUACACAUGUAAACUAACCGUUUGAUCAAAUUCUAUUUAUAGUAUUGGGGUUUCCCAGCACGCCAUGAAACGGACGAGGACGCGACGUGUGCGAUAGCAAUAUUUUAUUAAGGUAGAGAAUGUGAGAAAAUGUCUGUUGGUCAAGUUCAACAAGAGUGCUGUGACCUUUAGAAGUUCUGGGUUUAUUUCUACAGUGCAUUAAAGAUGAGUGGCAAAAUUGUCUUCACAACAGAUGAUUAUGCAGACAGUGAAGAUGAAGAUUUCGAUGAUGUGGAGGAAUAUGAUGAUGAUAUGGAGACAUUUUCGUCAACCCCAGCAACAACUGCACCACCUGCAGCCACCGUGACAACCCCAGAAGCCAGCACAUUUGUGCAACCAACUGUGACUCCUACGGUUCAGCCAGCUGCUGCUUCAGCAUCCGUGGAGGAAGAUAACACCACUCAGAACCUGCAGACAGUAGGCAAUGUAGAACAGCAUGAUAUACAAAUGCAGACCUCAGAAGCAGCAGACGACGAUGAUGUCAUUUUCGUCAGUGGCCCAAGCCCUCCUCGACGAAGGCAGACUGCAACAGAGAUUGUCCCAAACCCUCCUCCACAAAGACAGACUGCACCCGAAUAUGUCCCCCUUCACAGAGCACCAGUGGUGCUGGAAUCUAAAAUUUAUCUCACUCAGGAACAAGUGAAUAUGUGGUACGAUUUUUUCAACGUCACUUUAGUAAACAGUGAGGACUUGUUUGUGGAGAGUAGCGCGUAUUACACAGCCAGAAGGAGGCUGUGGAAUGCAGGCUGGGUCACCAUUACAGGUUUCCCUGGUGAUGGGAAGCGAUCCCUGGCGGACCAUCUGUGUGUUAAGUUUGCCAAGAAACCGGAGAAACUUGUACCAAUACCGGAGCUGCGAGACCGGAACCUGUGGGAGAAGGUGGCCCUGAACGAGGAAGGCCGGGAGCAAUAUACUGUGGUGACUGUCAACUCUUAUCAGGAGUGGCAACGCAAAGUGGACACCUCCAAAAAGCAGUGUGUACUGAUUGAUAAAAUAUUCGGUCCUGCAACUUACACGUCUUCAAAAAUUGAAGAGUGGAUAAACCAUCUUGAUGAAAUUCACAAGACUGCUAUACAAAACAGACCUAAUACUUUGGUGAUUAUCACUUUCCAAAAGCACCAGCUGGAGAAGAUGCACCCAAGGGUAACGCUAUGUCCGCUCUUUCUUUCAAAACACGUGAUAGAUCUUUCACACGACAAUUACAGGGCUAGUAAAUAUGAUAAGAUGAAGGUUCUAGAGGCUUGCUGUGGGGGAGAGCAUGGGUUGUCGUUUAACGAACAGGAUGAAAUUGGAAAAAGUAAAGAUAACUCCUUUGCUUAUCAUAGCCGUUUAUACGCGGGAGUCAAAAGCUUCCAUAUGGAGGGUCAACUAUAUUUCAAAAACCCUGAAAAAUCCAUUGAAACUGUACUCGAGAAAGUGCAUAGUUUUGAUAAAAUCGUUUAUUAUUGUCUUGCUUGUGUGGGAUUGUUGGACGGAAAGAUCGAACUUGAUAGGGAAAGUUUUGAAGAAUAUACAGAAUUUCAACAGAAUAUUUUUAGGCAGUUGAAGAUUGCUCUACAGGUGCCAGAUGAUGUGAAUUUAGAGAAGAUGCGAUAUGCCUGUUUCCUUCUGUCGGGGGUGUUUCUGGAACCAGUCCAGCUGUACCAGUGGAAGUUCUGCCAUGAAAGAAUGUUUUUCUUUGUGACUGAUUCAGUAUUUAGAAAAAUUCCGCAAAAAGUUAUGGAAAUUUGUAGCCUAGAUUUCUUGAAUGAACGCAUAAGAACUUCAAGCUACUUCACAAUUACAAUGGAAUCAAAUUUGAGUGUUUGGAAUAGGGACUAUGGUAGUCUGAGCCAAAGACUUGUAUUUGAAAUCCUCAGAGGUAAUGUUAGACUUAUAGCAUCACACCAAAGUCUGUGUGAUGUGCGAUUUGGAGAAGCAUUUGUAAGAUUCAUGGCGGAAAUGGGAUCCUUACAACCCGUAGUUCUUCAAAGGGGGGACUAUAACCGAUCAUUCUUUUUCUGGCUGUGCUACUAUGGACAAGAUCAAACCAUCAAACAUUUGAUAAAACAUGAAUAUUUUAAGGAUAUUAAAGAACAGGAGUGGUUCAAAGAAGAACUCGAUAUCAGCCUGUUUGCAGCUUGUCAUGGGAAUGGAAUGAAUUAUGGUAGGAUUGUGAAAAUGUUGCUAGAUGAUGGAGCUUCAAUUAGUGCUACUGAUCCAUUACCUGAUGAGGAUUUUCUUCUCCUAUAUGGACAGGAAAUAUUUGAUUUGGCAAGGAAAUUCAAGGCACCACUGGUUCAUAUAGCGGCAGUGUACGGGUCACAUGAUACUUUACAAGCUUUGGUUGAAAAGGGAGCAGACGUCAAACAGACGACCGAAGAUGGAUUUACCGUAUAUCACCUAGCUGCCAGGAAUCCAGAUGAUGGGGCACUUAGAGGACUCCUGAAAUCCAAACCAGACAUUAACACAUUAAAGAGUGUGACUGGAAGCUUGCCAAUUCACGAAGCCAUUAGAUGCGGUGGAGAUAGUGCCACGCGUCAGCUUCACUGGAGCGGUAGUGAAAUCAAAGACAAUUACAAGAUGAAUGAUGGUAGGUCUAUGCUGGCAGCAGCAACUGGAGUGGGUGUAGAAGGCAUUGUAAGAACUAUAACCAAUGCUAUGCCGAAGUCGAGGUUGGAGGGAUGCCGAGAUAACUGGCCACCUCUGCAUACUGCCUGUGCGUUGGGAAAUUUCAAUCUUGUAAAGUCUUUACUGGAAAAAGAUGCUUCAAUAAAUGAAAAGGGACUUGGUGGAUGGACUGCUCUUCAUUUUGCAGUACUUUUUAAUCGUUCAGGAACAGUAGAGCAGCUGUUAAAGAACGGGGCAGAUGUUAAUUGUCAAGCUGCAGACAAGAAAACUCCUCUACAUAUCGCAGCAGAGAAUGGUUAUUGGCACAUAGUGGACUUGCUUCUAGACAAACAGGCAAAACCGGAAAACACAACGAAAGAGGGCAAUUUUGCUAUAACAUUAGCAGCGCUGAACAGGGAUGAGGAGAUCGUUCAUAUGUUAAUGCAGGAAGGCAUAGAACUGGAAUUUCCCAAAGAGCGCGAGGAAGAUCCUUAUGAAAGAGAGCGCAUGAUGAUGAUGAUAAUGAGGGCAAGGGAGCGCGACCGAGAACGGAUGAUGGCAUUGCGGAGUAUGAAAGAUAAAGCAAAAGACACCAAGGAAUCGAAAAAAUAGAUGUCGGGCUAAAGAAACUGGAAUCUAGCUGAAAUCAAAAGAUUGUGUGUUAAAGACUGUCAGUCGACCCGAAAUUUCGAAGUUUGAUGUGGAAAAUAGAUGUAAGGUGUGAAAUAAAGUCAAAUCUAUGUGAAAAUGAAAACAUCGAGGGACUAAGAGAGCAGAGUGAAAUGGAUAUGUGUAGAGUGGGUAGGGACAUACCUUGGUAUGUGUAGAGUGGGUAGGGGCAUACCUUGGUACGUGUAGAGUGGGUAGGGACGUACCUUGGUACGUAUAGAGUGGGUAGGGACGUACCUUGGUAUGUGUAGAGUGAGUGGGGACGUACCUUGGUACGUGUAGAGUGGGUAGGGACGUACCUUGGUACGUGUAGAGUGGGUAGGGACGUACCUUGGUAUGUGUAGAGUGGGUAGGGGCGUACGUUGGUAUGUGUAGAGUGGGUAGGGGCGUACCUUGGUACGUGUAGAGUGGGUGGGGACGUACCUUGGUAUGUGUAGAGUGGGUAAGGACGUACGUUGGUACGUGUAGAGUGGGUGGGGGUGUACCUUGGUACGUGUAGAGUGGGUAGGGACGUACCUUGGUACGUGUAGAGUGGGUAGGGACGUACCUUGGUACGUGUAGAGUGGGUAGGGACGUACCUUGGUAUGUGUAGAGUGAGUGGGGACGUACCUUGGUAUGUGUAGAGUGGGUGGGGGCAUACCUUGGUAUGUGUAGAGUGGGUAGGGACGUACCUUGGUAUGUGUAGAGUGGGUGGGGGUGUAACUUAGUAUGUGUAGAGUGGGUGGGGGCGUACCUUGGUAUGUGUAGAGUUGGUGGGGGCGUACCUUGGUAUGUGUAGAGUGGGUGGGGGCGUACAACGACAUGUGUUGCCUUGAACAGGUGUAAAACGUUCUGUAACUGUAUCCAGAACACCAACAUUAAGAGGGCACGUUGAAAAAUAAAAACCCUUCACACUAUACACCUCAAUGAAAGGGUUUUUAAUGAAUCUUUCUUUAAUGAAAUACACAACAUAUAUUGAGAGCUUUAAUCCACUUUGUUACGUAUGUCUUAUGUUAUAUCGUAUGUCUUUGUUACACGGUAUCUCUUUUGUUCCAUUAUAGGUUUUAUUAUUUUGGGAUUUUUUGUUUUCUUCAGGAUAUAUUUUUCUUUGGCAUUUGAUUUUGAAUACCAGGCCUCGAUUUUUUAAAAGAAACUUAAGUCGAAACUUGGACUUAAGUCUGAGAUUUUCCUCAAAUUUUGACUCUACUCAAAUAAACGAAAACUCGAACUUAAGUUUGAGAUUUUUUCGAGAAAUCCAAGCCACGGUAAUUCAUAAAAGCUCUGCACAUUUCCAUUAGGAUCCUUCGUGUGGAUUUGCAUAUGCAUGCAUCUUCACUAUAUUGAGGGUGUUUCUACAUUGAUUUUGUUGUAUAUAAAUAUCUAGAAGUAAAGAAUACCCUUUCUCUUGAAGAAAUGUUUUGUGAUAUCGUUUUUGAAAUGGUUUCUAUAAAUAGAAAAGUACUGUUUAUCAAACCUUGUACAUACAAUAUAUAAACAGGUAUCUUGUAUAUAAAUCUCUAUUGGGAUGUUCGAAUUUAUAGUGUUAGGUGCACACAUGAAUUUCAUUGGUGCAAAAUCAUUAAUAUAUUUCGUCGGCUUGUUGGCUUCAAUAGAUGUGAUAACUGCAUAACUAAACAUAUAAUUUCAAGAUCUUUGGGAUCUUGUGCUUCCUGUACCCACAAUACAUGAUUCUUUUUGCAUGUUUUUGUAUAUGCCCAUCUUAACACGUAAUAUGUUACAGCGAUGUCUGUAUCUCUGUCUGUUUUGGGUUUUCUGUUUUUAUUGUCAUUUCUCUGUCGCAUAUUAAGCUCAAACUUAUGAUGAAACUUUUUGUAUGGGUCAUCCUAGAUGUGUUGCAGUUUUGAUCCAUUUUGACCUCAGUCUCUUUGAAAUUAAAGGUUAUAUGAUUUACACUGGUCUGUCCGUGCAACUCUACCCACAGUUUUCUAGUUAGGACCUCAUUGUUUGCUAAAGUUUUUUUUAUAUUUGUUUUGAAGAUGUGCAUAUGGUAAGGAUAUUGACUUUCGUGAAUUUUAUAGAAACCUACAGGUUUUUGGACUUGGUGAGUUAUAAAGCUAGAGCUGGGCCUUCGUAUAUAAUAUUUUUACAGAGUGGGAAAAGAAAGUCGUUGGCAGAGUUCUGCAACUGUGAGAUUUUUGUCAGAUUGCUACUAGUGUUCAAUAUCAUAGAAAACAAGAAUGUAAACCUGAAUAAAGACAUCCUACACGCACUUGU
Molecule: messenger RNA, 5568 nt
Organism: Ostrea edulis (European flat oyster)
Lineage: Eukaryota; Metazoa; Mollusca; Bivalvia; Ostreida; Ostreidae
Exons: 4
Coding region: 262-3297 (1011 amino acids)
Molecular function (GO): protein binding
Source: RefSeq, a predicted model, not a curated record